AUGAAUCGACCAAAUUUGUUAGACCUAAGCUCAAGUAUACCCCCUCAUUAUAAAAAGCUCAAUAUCUUAUGUUUUUCUUCCGAGCCUAUUUCACUCGAGCAAUUAAGCCUAUGGGGUGUCUCAAAAUCUAGUGUUUAUGACCAACUAACUUGGGUUAAUCGGCUUAAAGCUCACUACAGAGGUUAUCUUAAUCGCUUAAUGGAGAAGGACCUACACUUAAGAUGGGUCAUUAGGGAGAGAUAUAGAUACAUUUUGAUACUGCAUAAAAAUGUUGAGAAUUUACAGAGAAGGGGAGAAUUUGAGCAAGGAGGGAAAGAUCUUGGCUACUAUUACAACUAUAAUUCAUAUCAACAACGGUUUUCGCAGUUCCCGACUACUCAUGACAUCUGGACAUAUUUGAGAGAGAAAUACGAUGGUAUUAGUGUGACUAGAUUGAGGCAGCUAACUAUUAAAUUUGACGCUUGCAAGAAACUUUCUAAUCACAAUAUCACACAACAUGUGAGGAUCAUGUCUACUGCUUUAAUCCACUCUCUUCCUGAUAAUUGGGAACAUCUGAAAGACAAUUUGACUUAUAAUGAUAGUAUCAAAACAUUUGCUGAUGCUGCCCGCCAUGUAGAACUAGAAGAUGAGCGCCUUGGUGCAACUAAAUCUCUAGGACAAGCUUUUGUGGCUGAAUCCAGUUCUGGGAAAGCUUCAGGCUUUAAGCGUAAGAAGAACUACACUGUUAUGCUAACCGAAUCUUAUCCUAUGUGCAUUGUAGACUCAGGAGCGACACACCAUGGUGAAACUCUUGAAGUAAAAGUCAACAAGCUUACAUCAACAAAAACACAAUUACCAUAUGACUACUAUUUCCUCAGUUAUUGCAAGCCUCCAAAGAUAAGGAACAGUGCAGAAAAUUUAGGAGAAGUUCUUAGAGGUGACCGAAUUGAGAAUUCUGUAUAUACUUUUAAUAUGAGAGAACAGCAAUCUUGCAAAGUUGCCUGUCGAGCAAAACUCGACUAUGCAUCUGCAAAGAAUUUCAAAGUAAAGAUUGAUGAUGAUUAUCGAGUAAACAUGAUUCUGGACAAUCUUCCUGUUGCAGUUCUCUGGCCGAGUAGGGAUGAAAAGCCAGCAGUUUAUGAGCGUGGAUUUCGAGUUGGAUUCAAAGAUGAACUUUUUGGUAUGAAAGAUCAGAGAUAUUUUAUUUAUAACCAUCUCAACUUCAAAGUUAAGUAUCACAAGGAUCCUGAUACUGAUUCUGCUCUCGUUGUUGGUUUUGAGGUCAUUCCUUUGAGCAUUAGUCACAAGUAUUCGAUAUGGAAUGACAACAACACUCGGUUAAAAACAUGCAAACCAGGUACCAAUACUGUACAACAACCUGGCAUUGUUCCUCAAGAGAUUGAAUCUGGCACGGAGAUUGUUUUCACGUAUGAUGUUUCUUUUGAGUCUAGUGACAUCAAAUGGGCUUCUCGUUGGGAUACAUACCUUCUCAUGAGUGAUAAUCAGAUCCAUUGGUUCUCCAUUAUUAAUUCUUUGAUAAUUGUCCUUUUCCUAUCUGGCAUGGUAGCUAUGAUCAUGAUGAAAACACUAUACAGAGACAUUGCCAACUAUAAUCAGUUGGACCAGGAUGAGGUGCACGAAGAAACCGGGUGGAAGUUAGUACAUGCAGAUGUCUUCAGACUACCUAAUAAUUACAGCUUAUUGUGCGUGUACGUUGGGACUGGAGUCCAAGUCUUUGGAAUGACUUUUGUGACUAUAGCUUUUGCACUGCUUGGUUUCCUUUCACCCUCAAAUCGAGGUGGGCUCAUGACAGUCAUGGUUUUCUUAUGGGUUUUCAUGGGAUUACUUGCUGGUUAUUCCUCGGGUCAUCUCCACAAAAUGCUCAAAGGCACAGACUGGAAAAAGACCUCUCUGAAGAUGGCCUUCAUGUUCCCGUCUGUUCUUUUCACCACCUUCUUCAUAUUGAAUGCUCUUAUAUGGGGAGAGAAAUCCUCAGGAGCUGUUCCAUUCGGAACAAUGCUUGUAAUCGUGCUCUUAUGGUUUGGCAUAUCAGUACCAUUAGUUUUCUUAGGUAGUUAUUUGGGUUUCAAAACCCCCGUGAAAGAGAACCCUGUCAAGACAAAUAAAAUUCCUAGGCCGAUCCCUUUGCAGCCAUGGUACAUUAAUCCACUUUUUGCCAUGCUAUUUGGUGGGAUUCUUCCAUUUGCUGCAGUCUUCAUAGAACUCUUCUUCAUAUUGACGUCAGUAUGGCUGAACCAAUUUUACUACAUCUUCGGCUUCCUCUUCAUCGUCUUUGUCAUUCUUUUGAUCACUUGUGCUGAGAUAAGUAUUGUACUAUGCUACUUUCAGUUGUGCAAUGAAGAUUAUCGGUGGUGGUGGCGAUCCUACUUGACUUCAGGUGCUUCUGCUCUAUAUCUUUUCCUCUACUGUAUCUUCUACUUUUGCGUUAAGCUGGAAAUCACAAAGCUCGUCUCAGCCAUUCUCUACUUUGGUUAUAUGUUUAUAAUCUCUUAUGCCUUCUUCAUACUUACUGGGACAAUUGGCUUUUGUGCAUGCUUCUGGUUCGUUCAGAAGAUUUACUCUUCUGUCAAGAUCGACUAGUUAGUCGAGGAAUACUUUCAGCAUUUAGUAAGUGUAAACACAGAAGUCUAGAGGGGUAUUAGAAGAACGAUGCCCUCAGUUUGUAAGAUUACAAAAUUUGAAUAGAUAAAAGUUUACUUUUAUGUCUCA
Molecule: messenger RNA, 2709 nt
Organism: Olea europaea var. sylvestris
Lineage: Eukaryota; Viridiplantae; Streptophyta; Magnoliopsida; Lamiales; Oleaceae
Product: transmembrane 9 superfamily member 7-like
Exons: 12
Coding region: 1-2580 (859 amino acids)
Biological process (GO): protein localization to membrane
Cellular component (GO): membrane
Source: RefSeq, a predicted model, not a curated record